This is a messenger RNA of Python bivittatus (Burmese python), 748 nucleotides long. NCBI's taxonomy places the organism in Eukaryota, Metazoa, Chordata, Lepidosauria, Squamata, Pythonidae. The record is from RefSeq and is a predicted model, not a curated record.
CUUGCCCAUUACCGUGACGUGAGAACCCACUCCCUGCCCUCUUCUCUCCCUCGCAGCGCCUGGGGAGAGACCCUGUUUGUAAUGGUGCAGACGGUGUCCAUUGGGUUCCUGGUGCAGCAUUUCGGGGGUCAUACCAAGCGCGGCCUGGCCUUCCUCUUGACCUACUUUGCCGUCCUGUCUCUCCUGCUCUCUUCGCUCACUCCGGCAGCGGUGGUGACGGGCCUGCAGGCGUCCAACAUGCCUGCUGUCGUAAUCAGCAGGUUCCUGCAAGCAGCCACCAACUACCAGAAUGGGCACACAGGCCAACUCUCGGCCGUCACGACCAUCUUGCUCUUUGCGGGGUCCGUGGCACGCAUCUUCACCUCCAUCCAGGAGACCGGAGACUCUCUCUUGGUGCUGACCUAUGUUGUCUCCUCGGGGUGCCACGCCCUCCUCUUGGGACAGCUGCUGUACUACUGGAACGCUGUGGACCGGCUCAAGAAAGAGUGACCGGCCUGGUGCCUGCAGGGAGCAAGCAGCGCACUCGGGGUGAUCCUGAAGUCAGUGGAGGGGCCCCUUCCUGCGUUCCGAGCCGAGGGAGAUGGUUGCCUUCUCUGGGAGUUUCACAGGACCUUUUAGCAGACUGGGCAGGGCGAUGAGGCCUCAAUGGACUGCUGCUUCCUUCACCUCGGGGGCUGGGAAGAGGUCUUCCCUUGCUGCCCCCCACCCAGACUUUUCAAAACAAAGCACAGCCUGUUGCAGAACCGUA